Panonychus citri (citrus red mite) is the source of this 2640-nucleotide messenger RNA. RefSeq names its product sorting nexin-21-like (gene Snx21). The record is from RefSeq and is a predicted model, not a curated record. The coding region runs from base 125 to 1555 and encodes 476 amino acids. The transcript is spliced from 2 exons. Gene Ontology annotation, biological process: protein transport. Gene Ontology annotation, molecular function: phosphatidylinositol phosphate binding. Gene Ontology annotation, cellular component: early endosome membrane. Lineage: Eukaryota; Metazoa; Arthropoda; Arachnida; Trombidiformes; Tetranychidae.
UUUCCAUUGGCAACAAAUUCUCUCUUUCUCUACCCUCCCGUUGACCUGAAUUUCGUCAGUUUGUUUGAUUUACUACAUCGUUCAUUUUGAUUUCGAAUUUUUCUUUCUCAAACAAUGAAACGAGAUGUUGGAUAGUUACGAAGAAAAUGAACUAAUUUGGGAUGAAAGUGACACUCGUCCAAUCGGAUUAACUGACCACCACAAACGACCACUUGUUGAUUCUAUUUCAAGAAUAUCGACCAUCACCACCACCUCCACAACCACAACAGCAACAACAACAUCCAACUCCAGUUUGGACAAGAGUUUAUCUAUAUGUUUCUCUGAUAUCUCCUCAAUUAAUGGUCCUCAAGAUGAUCACAAUAGUGAUCUUAAUUACAGUGAUUGUAGCCAAAGUGUAACAACGGAUCUCACUGGUGAACCUGUGAUAAAUUCAAAUGUUUUCGGAUCAAUUGGGACCAAUAAUGGUGAACAAGAAUUAGGUCCUGAUGUUUGUCUUGAUUUUGAUUUUCAUGUUGCAAGAUCGUUCAAUGGUGUUUCAAGGUUAACUCAGAAUAACAAUAGUGCUAAUUGUGGAUCAUCUGUUUCCUCUUCAUCUACUUCUUUAUAUUCCUACACUGGAGAUGAGCGAAGGUCCAAAAGCUAUGGUAACCUUAAAGAUUUGGAUCGAGAGUCUCAAGUUGUUACUUCGGCUAACCAGCAAUUAGCGAAAUGGAGAGAUGACACCAUUAACUGUUCCACUCCAAGGAAAGCAGGUUAUCGUGUUACUUUUGAGAUUAUUUCCGCUCGAACGGUAACCACAGGAGCUUCGAGUGGUGUAAAGAGUAAACAUGUUUCGUACACAAUUAUAAUCAAGAGAUGCCCUGGAUUGGAAAGUCAGCCUGGAGUAAUUGAACGAAGAUACACCGAAUUCUCGUCCCUUUACAUGGGCCUAAUGAAACGAUUUCCGCUUCUGCUGAAAGAUUUUAAUUUCCCAAAGAAAACGCUGGUCGGCAAUUUUACCAGUCAAGUGAUCAGAGAGCGAUCGAUCGCCUUUCAAAGUCUUCUAACUUAUUGUCUGUCGGUGGAUGAACUACGAACCAGUCGACCUUUUGUCGAUUUCCUUCAUUCUAAAGAGAUGAUUGAAACUCGUCGAUAUUUGAAAUCGCGUAAUUUUGAAGACGCGGCAAACAUUUUGGAGAAUUGUUUCUUUAUCCAAGAAAAGAUCACACUCCAAGGAGAAAACGAUCAGUCAAACGCUCAAGUCUAUCAGAUUCUAAUUCUACUGGUUACCUCGAUGAUCGCCUCCGGUAGCCCACAGGAGGCCUUAAAUUAUGCCCAAAAGGCGAUUCCAAUGGUCUUGGAAAACGAUUACUAUGAUCGUCAUGAAUUAACUGUGCCAUUUUUACGACUAACCCGACAAUUAAUUGAACGCUCAGGAAAACCUGUUGAUGCCUUUGACCGUAAAUUUGUCCAAUUAAGAGAGAAAGGAAUCAAAAUAAAUGAGAAAAUGGUUAAUCUGAUUGAACUAAUUGUGAAAAAGGAUUACACUAAUUUAACUUGCCUUCGAUUUUUUUAAAAAAUCUAAACUAAAUCAACCAGUAAAACAAGUAAAUCGCAAUCACAACCUUCAACAACAACAACAACAACUGAAACAAUUUACCAUCACUUUCAACUAUGCAUCUUGGAAAUCACCACCUCAAUGAUUAAAAAAAGCUAAUUAAUAUAAUAACAUCAUACGUGUUGAAUCAAAUUUCAUCAUCAUCACAAUUAUCAACAAACCAUUGUCUCAAUCAUCACUAUCACCUACAAUUAAUAUAUUUAAAGACUUCAUAACAACAAAAAAAACGCCAUUUCCAAACAAUUAAACUAACAUUGCCAUAGCCAUGAUUAUAAUAAUCAAUGAUAAUCAUUUUUUUAUCGAACCAAAUCAAUAAAUUAAAAACCUUGUACCAUUUUAAUUGCUUCCCAAUAACACUUAUAAAAAAUGCUUCAUUUAAAUUAACCAUUGAUCUUGUAACAAACUCAAUGCUCAUAUUUGGAUGAACUUGAUGAGCCGGACAUUGGUCAUUUGAACCUUUUUUGUGCCAACACUUUUGCCCAUCCAAUCUUGGUGAGAAUCGGAAAGUUGAGAGUUCGGGGAUCCUCGAGACGACUGGUUCGAGCCUUGAGCGGGUGGGUAAUUGAUUUCGAUCAAAUUGGUUUCGAUCCAAUUGAUUUCGAUCAAUUUCAGAGAGCCUUAAAAACUUUCGAAAACAACAACAAAACAGAUCACAUGAAAAAAUCCCCAUUUGGAAUUGGCCGCAAGGUUGAUUUUUUUUCGAACUCACAAAUUGAAAUGUUCUGAUCAUUAGUACAAUUGAUUUUCGAUAUCAUUGAUCAUAUGAUCUUAAUCGACUUAUUUAUUUUACUUUCAUGUUGAAGGAAAACUUGUUCUCCAAAUUUAUGUUGAAAUGAAAAUCGUGAGCUGGACAUUGGUCAUUAGUAUUUCUUUUGUUCUGAUUCUUUCGCCCAUCCAAUCUUGGCGAGAAUCUUAUAGUCCAGAGUUCGGGGAUCUCUGGGUUUCUGGUUCGAACCUUGAGCGGGUGGGUAUUUGUACUGAGCUAUAAAUAAAACAGAAAAAAGUGAAAUAAAAUUCUCCGUCUCAGAUGCCGAAUAAAAAAA